Messenger RNA from Xenia sp. Carnegie-2017, 2004 nucleotides. Its product is annotated as lipoxygenase homology domain-containing protein 1-like. The coding region runs from base 166 to 1653 and encodes 495 amino acids. The transcript is spliced from 8 exons. The record is from RefSeq and is a predicted model, not a curated record. Gene Ontology annotation, molecular function: protein binding. Lineage: Eukaryota; Metazoa; Cnidaria; Anthozoa; Malacalcyonacea; Xeniidae.
UUCCCGUGCAAACGCUGGCUGGCGAAAGAUAAAGAUGAUGGACUGACGGCUCGUAUUCUUACUCUUAAUGAUGGUGAUCAAAUUUCUUACAAACCAUUUAUUCUUUAUGAGAUCACUGUAUUUACUGGUGACAUAAAGGAUGCUGGUAUUGAUGGUGAUGUCACUAUGACCAUGUAUGGCAGUGAGGGCGCCACGUCCGAAGUGAAACUUGAGAAGGGAGACGAAAUGUUUGAACGAAAUGGAACUGACUUAUUUCGAAUGGAACUGGAAGAUGUUGGUAAAUUGUGUAAGCUGAGGAUUGGUCAUAAGGGGAAAGGAAACAGAAAUGAAUGGUUCUUAGAUAAGGUUAUAGUUCGAAAUGAUUUCACAGGUUCUGUUAGUGUAUUUAAAUGUAAUUCUUGGCUAACUCCUGGAGAUUUGGUCAAAGAACUACCUGCUAUUACUGACGGAGAGAAAAAAGUCGAAAAGACGUCAUAUAAACUAAAUGUAAUAACGGGUGAUGUUGGUGGCGCAGGGACAGAUGCAAAUGUUUGUAUCAUAAUCUUUGGUGAACAUGGCGACUCAGGUGAAAUAGCUCUGAAAAAGUCUGAAACUUACAAAGAUAAGUUCGAACGAGGUCAUACUGAUGUCUUUUUACUCCAGGACAUACUAAGUUUGGGUGAACUAAUUAAAGUACGAAUAUGGCAUGAUAACAAGUUCCCAAAAGCUAGUUGGUAUUUAGAAAGAAUAAAUAUUGAAGAUGAAACAACAAAGAAAUUUUAUGAAUUUCCCUGUGAUCGUUGGCUAGGCAAGGACAAAGAUGACGGUAGUUUAGUUCGAGAAUUGGCAUGUGCUAAUAGAGAUGAAGCUACCGACUCUCCAGUUGCUGCAUUUGAAAUAACCCUUUUGACGAGUGAUAGACAGAAUGCAGGUACCAAUCAGAACGCGUCCAUCGUCUUAGUUGGGGAAAAGAGGAAAUCGCAGGUUCUUCACAUUGAAAACAAUUCGAAAAAUAAACUUCUCAGACGUGGAAACACUAACACAUUUAAAUUUGUAACCAAACCUCUGGGAAAUCUCAUUGAAGUUAUUAUUGGACAUCACCCAAAGCUUGGAGCAAAACUUUCUGAGAAAGAAACAUCAUGGUAUUUACAUGAAGUAGUGGUAAAAAACACUGACACCGGUGAAAGAUUUGUAUUUCCUUGCCGUCAAUGGAUACCACUUUCUUCAAGCAAAGAUGACAGAGUUAUAUUGGAGUGUAAAACAGCUGAACGAUCAAGGCUAUCUGUAAAACGAGAGCUUCAAGCCAUGAAGUACGAGGUGGCAGUUUUUACCGCUGACGUUCUUCAUGCGGGCACCGAUGCUAAUGUUACAAUUGUGAUAUACGGAGAAAAUGGUGAUACUGGUCCACGGAGGUUAUCGAAAAAAAUAGUGAAUUUAUUUGAGCGUGGUCAAAAGGAUUGCUUUAUUAUUGAAGCACUAGAUUUAGGUCAACUAAAGAGAUUACGUAUUGAACAUGAUAAUAAAGGACUUGGAGCUGGUUGGAUGCUUGAUAAAGUAGAAAUCACCAACUUAGAAAGUUCUGAAGUUACGAUUUUUCCGUGUAAUCAAUGGUUUGAUAAGAAAAAAGGUGAUGGUUUGAUUUCUCGAGAACUCUUUCCCACAAAUGCUACAUGAAGUACUCGAUUUUGCUGUCUGUUAUUCUUCUAAUUAUUUAUUCUGGCAUUAUGUCAGCCAUAUAAGGGACCCUUUGAUGUGCAAAUUCUUUAUGGCUAUGGUUUACCAUUUCAUCUUUCUUGUUCGUUAAAAAGGCAAUAGACUGGCUGCCAUGAUGAUAAUCGUGUAACAUGCAAUCAUAUAAUCACUUUUUGUUUCAUUUCAAAUCACCGUAUUUCUUCGCCUCCCUCUAGUAAACGCCCCGGCGUUUAUUAAAAUGACUGCCAAAGAAACUCUUCGACGAAGUUAAAUUUUCUAUUGUAAUAAUUUUUGUAAAUAUUUUUAAUCAAUAAAUGUCAUUUUAAAGAUUUA